AGCAUGGCCUUCAGCGGCAAGUUCGAGUUGGAGAGUGAGAAGAAUUAUGACGAGUUCAUGAAGCGCCUGGGUCAAUCCGGCGAGGUGAUCGAGAAGGCUCGCAACUUCAAGACCAUCACGGAGAUACAGCAGAACGGGCAGGACUUCAUCUGGGCCCAGUCCUACUCUGGGGGCCACAUCAUGACCAACAAAUUCACCAUUGGCAAGGAAAGUGAGAUACAGACCAUGGGCGGCAAGAAGUUCAAGGCUACCGUGCAGAUGGAGGGCAAUAAGCUGGUGGUGGACUUCCCCAACUAUCACCACACCUCGGAGGUGGUGGGUGACAAGCUGGUGGAGAUCUCCACCGUUGGCGGUGUGACUUAUGAGCGCGUGAGCAAGAGGGUGGCCUGA
Molecule: messenger RNA, 390 nt
Organism: Urocitellus parryii (Arctic ground squirrel)
Lineage: Eukaryota; Metazoa; Chordata; Mammalia; Rodentia; Sciuridae
Gene: Fabp6
Product: fatty acid binding protein 6
Molecular function (GO): lipid binding
Source: RefSeq, a predicted model, not a curated record